This is a messenger RNA of Medicago truncatula (barrel medic), 3273 nucleotides long. RefSeq names its product squamosa promoter-binding-like protein 1. Gene Ontology annotation, cellular component: nucleus. The record is from RefSeq and is a predicted model, not a curated record. Gene Ontology annotation, molecular function: DNA binding. The coding region runs from base 1 to 3012 and encodes 1003 amino acids. The transcript is spliced from 10 exons. Lineage: Eukaryota; Viridiplantae; Streptophyta; Magnoliopsida; Fabales; Fabaceae.
AUGGGGGAAAGAUUGGGUGCUGAAAAUUAUCAUUUUUAUGGUGUUGGUGGUUCAUCUGAUUUGAGUGGGAUGGGGAAGAGGUCAAGAGAGUGGAAUUUGAAUGAUUGGAGAUGGGAUGGUGAUUUGUUUAUAGCUAGCCGUGUGAAUCAGGUGCAGGCCGAGAGUUUGCGAGUGGGACAACAAUUUUUCCCACUCGGGUCUGGGAUCCCGGUGGUUGGAGGUUCGUCCAAUACGUCUUCUUCAUGCUCUGAGGAAGGAGAUCUUGAGAAAGGGAAUAAGGAAGGCGAGAAGAAAAGGAGAGUUAUUGUGCUGGAAGAUGAUGGUUUGAAUGAUAAAGCUGGUGCACUCAGCUUAAAUCUUGCAGGACAUGUUUCACCGGUGGUGGAAAGGGACGGAAAAAAGAGUAGAGGAGCUGGAGGAACUUCGAAUCGAGCUGUUUGUCAGGUUGAAGACUGUGGUGCAGAUCUGAGUAGAGGCAAGGAUUAUCACAGACGUCAUAAAGUUUGUGAGAUGCAUUCUAAGGCUAGUAGGGCUCUUGUGGGAAAUGCAAUGCAGAGGUUUUGUCAACAGUGUAGUAGGUUUCACAUACUUGAAGAGUUCGAUGAAGGAAAGAGAAGCUGUCGAAGACGCUUGGCUGGCCAUAACAAACGUAGAAGGAAAACAAAUCAAGAAGCUGUUCCUAAUGGAAGUCCAACAAAUGAUGAUCAGACUAGUAGUUAUCUGUUGAUUAGUUUAUUGAAGAUACUUUCAAAUAUGCAUUCUGACAGGUCAGAUCAGCCUACAGAUCAGGAUCUAUUAACUCAUCUUCUAAGGAGUCUUGCAAGUCAGAAUGAUGAACAAGGGAGCAAGAACUUGUCAAACCUUUUACGAGAACAAGAGAAUUUGUUGAGAGAAGGGGGUUCUUCAAGAAAUUCAGGGAUGGUAUCAGCUUUAUUCUCCAAUGGUUCUCAGGGGUCUCCAACUGUUAUAACACAACAUCAACCUGUAUCUAUGAAUCAAAUGCAACAAGAAAUGGUGCAUACACAUGAUGUUAGGACCUCUGAUCAUCAACUCAUAUCUUCAAUAAAGCCCAGCAUUUCAAACAGUCCUCCGGCUUACUCGGAAACAAGAGAUAGUAGUGGACAAACAAAGAUGAAUAAUUUUGAUUUGAAUGACAUAUACGUUGACUCAGAUGAUGGCACAGAAGAUCUAGAAAGACUGCCCGUCUCUACAAAUCUUGCUACUAGCUCUGUUGACUACCCUUGGACACAACAAGAUUCUCAUCAGUCAAGUCCAGCUCAAACAAGUGGAAAUUCAGAUUCUGCAUCUGCCCAGUCCCCUUCUAGUUCUAGCGGAGAAGCCCAGAGUCGCACAGACCGAAUUGUUUUUAAACUCUUCGGGAAAGAGCCAAAUGAAUUUCCUCUUGUACUUAGAGCACAGAUUCUAGAUUGGUUAUCCCAGAGUCCUACUGAUAUUGAGAGCUACAUACGCCCUGGUUGUAUUGUUUUGACCAUAUAUCUGCGUCAGGCUGAGGCUGUGUGGGAGGAACUUUGCUGUGAUCUGACCUCCAGUUUGAUUAAGCUACUGGAUGUCUCAGAUGAUACGUUUUGGAAAACUGGAUGGGUUCAUAUCAGAGUGCAACAUCAAAUGGCAUUCAUUUUCAAUGGUCAAGUUGUCAUAGAUACAUCACUACCUUUCCGAAGCAACAAUUAUAGCAAAAUUUGGACUGUUAGUCCAAUUGCUGUACCGGCAUCAAAGAGAGCUCAAUUUUCUGUUAAAGGUGUCAACCUGAUGCGCCCUGCCACAAGGUUAAUGUGUGCUUUAGAAGGAAAAUAUCUGGUCUGUGAAGAUGCUCAUGAGUCAACGGAUCAAUACUCCGAGGAGCUUGAUGAACUUCAGUGCAUCCAAUUUUCAUGUUCUGUACCUGUGUCAAAUGGAAGAGGAUUUAUCGAGAUUGAGGACCAGGGUUUGAGUAGCAGCUUCUUUCCUUUCAUAGUGGCAGAAGAGGAUGUUUGCACAGAGAUCCGUGUGCUUGAACCUCUACUAGAAUCAAGUGAAACUGAUCCAGAUAUUGAAGGGACUGGAAAAAUUAAAGCCAAAAGUCAAGCUAUGGAUUUCAUUCAUGAAAUGGGCUGGCUUCUUCACAGAAGCCAAUUGAAAUAUAGGAUGGUUAACUUGAACUCUGGUGUAGAUCUCUUUCCAUUACAACGGUUCACGUGGCUUAUGGAGUUUUCAAUGGACCAUGAUUGGUGUGCAGUGGUGAAAAAACUGCUGAACCUACUCCUUGAUGAAACUGUGAAUAAAGGAGAUCACCCUACAUUGUAUCAAGCACUUUCAGAGAUGGGUCUUCUUCACAGAGCUGUAAGGAGAAAUAGCAAACAGUUAGUGGAGCUGCUUUUGCGAUAUGUUCCUGACAAUACAUCUGAUGAACUAGGACCCGAAGACAAGGCGCUUGUUGGUGGAAAGAAUCAUAGCUACUUGUUUAGACCUGAUGCUGUUGGUCCUGCCGGUUUGACACCACUUCAUAUAGCAGCGGGAAAAGAUGGUUCCGAGGAUGUACUGGAUGCUCUGACUAAUGAUCCUUGCAUGGUGGGAAUUGAGGCAUGGAAGAAUGCCCGUGACAGUACAGGCUCCACACCUGAGGAUUAUGCGCGAUUACGUGGCCAUUAUACUUACAUUCACUUAGUGCAGAAAAAAAUUAACAAAACACAAGGAGCAGCUCAUGUGGUGGUUGAGAUUCCCAGCAAUAUGACAGAGAGCAAUAAAAACCCGAAGCAAAAUGAGUCAUUCACUAGCUUAGAGAUCGGAAAAGCUGAAGUAAGACGUAGCCAAGGGAACUGUAAACUUUGUGAUACUAAAAUUUCUUGUAGAACUGCAGUAGGAAGGUCUAUGGUAUACAGACCUGCAAUGCUCUCUAUGGUGGCCAUAGCAGCAGUCUGUGUUUGUGUGGCUCUUCUGUUUAAGAGCUCACCCGAAGUUCUAUACAUGUUCCGACCUUUCAGAUGGGAAUCAUUGGAUUUCGGAACAAGCUAAGGUUCUUUGACUUGCAACUAAUAAAACUUGAUAGGUCAUGUAUGGAUGUGUUCAUAAACUAAAUGACCGAGAUUUAGGACUGGUUCUUUUCUUUGUAUUGGCUAAAUUGUGCAAAUGCUAUUUACAUAUUAUUAUUAUCCUUCUAUGGACAUACUUGUACAAUGGAUGUGAAGACCUCUUUUGUUAAAACUCAAUUUGUUAGGAUCCUUCGUACUGUAAUAUUUGGAUAUAAUAUUCAGUGGAAUACCUGCCUUUGAAUUA